CAAAGUGUUGAACUUGGAGGAAUCUACAAUGGAAGUAAUCAAAGUCCUCAUGAAAAUACAACUUUCUUCUGCAAAGAGAAGAAUGAAAAAACAUGCCCAGGGGGAGAUGGUAAUUACUGGAGUUGGCAGGAUACUGAUAUUAAACUUGGAAACUUUGUGUCUCCAUCCUGCACUACUUUCAAGACAAAAUAUCACAGUUUUUCAAAUUAUGAGAAGAAACCAGAAGGAGAAUCAGUUCUGGUGGCUGGGGGAGAAAAUGGGAGUAGUGUUCGACUUUUUUAUGUACAAUAUUGUAUGGAAACAGGUAAUGAUUGUAGCUGGAUAGAUGUAGAGAAUAUACCUUAUUCUAUGAGAGAACCUAGAAUGACAACAAUCCACAACGAACCAUAUCUUUUUGGAGGAUAUUAUGAAGGUCGGAGCAGAGACGCAGUUUAUAGUUUGAAGAAUAUGGAGUGGGUGCGAAGGGAUGAUAUGAAGAUUCCAAGAGAAAAGCAUGCCGUCAUAGCUGUUCCAAAUUAUUUCUUUGACACAUGCCUAGCAGAUGGUUCUUCAAGUACUUCUUCCUCAACAUAUAGGACAACAUCAACAGCAACAUCAGAAACGUUGGCAACAAUAUCAUCCUCGAAAACCACGUCACACCCCACAACAACAACGACAACAUCCAAAACAACUUCAGAGACAAUAUCAGUGACAACAACAGAGACAACAUCAGAAACAACAUCAGAGACAACAUCAGACACAACAUCAGACACAACAUCACAGACAACAUCACAGAUGACAUCAGAUACAACACCAGGGACAAUAUCACAGACACCAUUAGAGACAACAUCAGAAACAACAUCACAGACAACAUCACAGACAAUAUCACAGACAAUAUCAGAGACAACAUCAGAGAUAACAUCCGAGGCAACAUCAGAAGCAGCAUCAGGGGCAACAUCAAAGACAACACCAGAGGCAACAUCAGGGACUACAUCAACAGUAAAGUUAACAACAACAUUACUGACCACGUCAACAACAACAACAGUGUCCACAUGCAAUUUAAAAUGUGAAACGAGCACUGAAUUUGAACCGAUUGUUUCUGAAACUUCAACAUCAACAAAUAAAGAACCAACGGCAGGGAUUAUAAUCUCCACACUACCAACUGGUUCAGAUGAAUUUGAGACAACAAAUACAGUUGUUGUUGAUACAACGUUGUCCUCAACAUUAUCUACAUUAGUAACAUCAACAGAAAUAUCAUCAACUGGAAGUACAACAGUGUCCAUGUACUGUACAGCAACAGAUUCUAGAGGAGUUGAAUGGUGUACAGAGUAUGGUAGAUGUACAACUAAACACUGUCAGGAAGGUUCUGGUGAUGCAAGGUGGUGUUGUGAUGGGAGUACAGGACAGUACUAUACUCCUCAACCUGACCGUACAAAAUGUACAAGCCCAUGGGUAGAUUCAGCUCUAGAUAUGAUAAGAGAAGGAUUAGAUACUGUUAAUAUCACACAGUACAUUCGUGGACACAUAUCUGAUCAGAGUACAGGAGGAGAUAUCAUCGCUAGUUCAAAUAUAUUGAGUACCUUGACAAGCCUGCACGGAGAUGAGAACCUGUCUCUAGACUAUAGAAUACAGUUCCUGGAGAAUAUUAUGGAUAUUGUCAGCUCUAUUCUCUCAGUUCAGCUUCCAUGGUUGGAGAUAACCAGUAGUAGUCUUAGAUAUUCUACUUCUAGUAAUCUAGUGAUGGCAGUUCAGUCCAGUAGCUACCAGUUCCUAAACCUUAGAUCUUUAGACCAAGAGUCUUGUGUACAUGAAACUAAAGAAAUUGAGUAUAAACUGCCAGGACUCCAGGUUAACCUCAAAACUGUUAAAAAGGAAAACUUAUCUUCCUGCUAUAGGUUGUCUAGAGGUCAGCUAUGUAUACCAACCUCUGUAAACACAACAAGUUCAUGUCUUCAUGUGGUUUCCUUUAACCUCGUCAACAACAUCAACAACAACAACACCAAAAAGUUCCCCAGCUUUACUUCCAACUCUGCUGUGGUCAACAAGAGUCAACAACUUGUUAACAGCAUACUUGGAUUAUCAAUUAAUAAUGAUACUGAGAAGAUUGUGAUUGCAAGAGACCUAGAUCCUGUCCAGAUAUACUUCGACUAUGCAGAUAUAGUUUUACAGACUAAUAUGGAUAUAAUCUGCACCUUUUGGGAUUUCAGAACGAACUCUUGGAAUGCAGAGGGAUGUUUUUAUAAUCCGAAGCUUUCAAACUGGAAUAGUUUAGUUUGUGAUUGUUACCAUCUUACAAACUUCGGGAUAAUCCUCGACUUUACAGGUCAUGCCAACCCUGUAGAUCCAUUUCUAGACGUAUUCUCCACUGUAACAUUAUCACUUUCUAUUGGAGGAAUACUGUUCUCUGAAAUCAUAUUUUCAGUCCAAAAAACUGAUCACAAAAGUACGCAUAAACGGCACGCAGAAAGACAAAGAAACGUAUGGCUGGCUUUAGGUCAGCUUGCAUUCCUCUCCUUGGUUCCCUUGAAUAUGGUUCCUCCAGUUGUUUGUGAAAUAUUUGGUUCUAUUUCUCAUCUUAUAUGGAUGGUUUACUUCAUGUGGUCAGGUAUUGAAGGAUAUUUCCUGUAUCAUGCUUUAACAAAUGUUUUCAAGAAAACUAGUAUGCCAUCAGCCGUCAUUUAUUUCAGCUUUUUUGUUCCAAUUCUACUCUGUGGAUCUGUACUAGUAUACUCCCUACUGACAGGAGAGGGUAUAUAUCUUAUAACAUGGGAAGGAGAGAUUUCUGCAUGUUGGCUAAACUCUGAUGGAAUGUGGAUAUUCUUAACUCCUGUAGCAGUUAUAAUAUCCUUUAAUAUUGCAGUCUUAGUGAAGGCUGUUACUGUCUCAUACAAGUCAUCUGCAUUCAGGAACGUUCCUAAAGUUGACCGACUACUGAGCUUAAUACGGAAUGCGCUCGUGUUGACCUGCCUGCUUAGCAUUAGCUUUGUAUUCUGCCUUAUACCAGCAUCACAGAAUAACAACACACAGCAGUACAUUUUUGUUCUUUUGAACUCU
Eurytemora carolleeae is the source of this 3033-nucleotide messenger RNA. Its product is annotated as serine-rich adhesin for platelets. Gene Ontology annotation, cellular component: membrane. The record is from RefSeq and is a predicted model, not a curated record. NCBI's taxonomy places the organism in Eukaryota, Metazoa, Arthropoda, Copepoda, Calanoida, Temoridae. Gene Ontology annotation, biological process: cell surface receptor signaling pathway; adenylate cyclase-activating G protein-coupled receptor signaling pathway. The annotation marks the transcript as partial. The transcript is spliced from 28 exons. Gene Ontology annotation, molecular function: G protein-coupled receptor activity; protein binding.